AUGAAGUUAUGGUUUGCAUCACCACUUGUCGUUACUAGUGCAACCCGAAUCCUCGGGUUCCCCUCCGCUUAUUCAAUGAGGUCGUUUUAUGUCAAUAUUCAUAUAGUUUGUGGACACGUGUUGAUCAUCGUUUGGAUUUAUCCCUUCUGGAUCCUUCCACUGCCUCCUUAUCCAAUAUCCCUUUUCAUUCUUUCUCUUAAUCACCGACUCAAACAGAGCGAUCAUUUUCUUACCUUCUCUUCAACGUCUUCUUCUUUCAAUCAACCUCUUCCAACAUCUCGACAUAUCUUCCGCUACACCGCCUGUAUACCAACACCGUCUGUUCCUCGUGUUCAUCUUCUUUGUCUUACGAACAAAAGAAGAAGAAGGAAGAUGUUGAUGGUGGCGGUGUCGAUCACUGGAAAGUGCAACGGGGUCUUCAUCCAGUGGUUAUCAGAGGCAUCCAUUUUGAUUAUUCGGCAACUCGGAAGGCAAACCCGAUUGGAAUAUGCAACCGAUGAUUGCAGCCAUACCGGUCUUUACUCCCCUUUUUUUGUGCCUCCUUUACACCGUUCCGUCUUUUACGUUCUUAGUCGUCACUGCGAUGAGUUUCAAAGAGGAGAUGAUGUCGCAAUCCUUGAAGUCACUUGA
Molecule: messenger RNA, 630 nt
Organism: Lactuca saligna
Lineage: Eukaryota; Viridiplantae; Streptophyta; Magnoliopsida; Asterales; Asteraceae
Source: the annotation of a GenBank genome assembly